Molecule: messenger RNA, 357 nt
Organism: Aphanomyces invadans
Lineage: Eukaryota; Oomycota; Saprolegniomycetes; Saprolegniales; Verrucalvaceae
Exons: 2
Coding region: 1-357 (118 amino acids)
Molecular function (GO): nucleic acid binding
Source: RefSeq, a predicted model, not a curated record
AUGGAAGCGGUGUACCAGCCGCCGAACUCACCAGACCUGAACGUGCUCGACCUCGGCUUUUUUUGGUCGAUUCAGACGCUGCAGGAACAGAAGUACCCACGGUACAUCGACGACAUCGUUGCCGGUACCCUGCAAGCGUGGCGUGAGUGUUGCAUGAAGGAAGUCAUUCGGGUGGCAGGCAACAACAACUACAAGGUGCCUCACAUGAAGAAAGCGAAGCUUGCAGCGAAAGGUAUGUUGCCUGAAGGUGUUGGUGUUGAUACUGACACAAUCAAUGAUGGUUUUAACCUGCUGUGUGCGACUGACAUGGACGAAAGAGUGGAAGAGUUGGCACUGGAAAUUUCCAAGACCAUUUAA